Messenger RNA from Pollicipes pollicipes, 1331 nucleotides. Its product is annotated as protein C1orf43 homolog. Lineage: Eukaryota; Metazoa; Arthropoda; Thecostraca; Pollicipedomorpha; Pollicipedidae. The coding region runs from base 657 to 1331 and encodes 224 amino acids. The transcript is spliced from 4 exons. The record is from RefSeq and is a predicted model, not a curated record.
UGUUACGCUUUUAAGUGAAACCUGCUUGAGCUGCCGACCCGCCUGUCAUUUUCGGUACCUUCCGAAGUACUGAGGCAUAUAUUUUUUACCGUGUCGUUUUUAUGGGUGUUUGUUGCGGGUUUUUCGUGUUAGUGGGAUGACUGCAUACGUUGACAUGUUGGAUGCGUUAUUGCCAGACAUCUUUUCGGUUUGAUGGGAAAGGUGAAUCAUGUGAUUGUCAUGCUCUUUCAAUCGACAAACUAAUUGCUGUGGCAAUCUGUUCCAGGCGAAGUCCAAAAAGUUAACGAGGAAGACAAAUGUCGUUGAAAAGACGUCGUCCUUGGUUACAGCAUCAAAAUAACAUGACCUUGCGCAGUGUUUUGAGCAGGUCAUGUGAUUAACAUUUGACACCUAUCAACUAGUGCCAGUGAAGUACCACCGAUAUCAAAGGCCCGCUCGAUCUUCCACGAUACAUUUUUGCUCAACUUGAUUUGACUCCAUGGUGUUGACUUCCAUGAACACCGAUUUCCCUGAUCAAACCACAGCAAGGUGGCAGCGUUGCUGAAACUGCAUGGUGUAUAACGGUACAGCCCGUCUGGAACCCAGAGUGUGAAGGCUCAACUGAAACCCAAGGCGUGAAAGCUCAUCACGCACCCGACGUGUGGAAGAGGGCUUUAAUGGAGAGAAUGGCCGGCAACGACGAACUGCCAGGAGUAUUGGUGGUUAUUUUUAUUGCUGGAGGAGUGCUGGUAUUCUUGAUCGUGUUCAUCUUUGGGAAGAGGCAAAUCCAGAGAUUUGCUCUAAAAAACCAGAAAGGUCCUCAUGUAGCUGUUGGAAUCGAUGCCAGAAAGGCGCUGAAGCGCGAGAUCGAGCGCCGGCUGGACCGGACGGCGGAGAUCGUGACGGAGCCGCUGCUGGUCAGCCCCGGCGUGAACGCCGCCAGCCCCGGCUUCUACCGCAUGUGUGCGGCAGACGACGCCAGGCGACUGGAACUAGAGAUUCUAGAAUGCUCCGGUGAGCGGCGUUCGCCGACGGACUCGGUGCGCCGGUUUCUGAUGGCGCUUCGGAACAGCCUGCUGGGUCGGGCUGGCGCGCGCACCAUUCACGAGUUCUGCGACAUGUACGAGCUGGCGCGCUACGACCCAGCGCCGUUCCUACAGCCGCAGUACGCCCAGAUGUCGGCUCUGCACGCUCGGCUCAUGGAGAGCUUGCACGCACAAAGUAGUCAGAGCUCACAACGCUCAACGCCACGCGUGCGGACGAUCGGCGAGUCAGCCGAGGCGGCCGGCACCGGCCGGCGUCCGCACUCGCUGUCGGUGGCAGCCGGCGCGGGCUCCGAGACGCCCGUCUGA